UCCGGCCAGUCUCAGCCGCCGCGCCUCAGUCCGCCCUCCGCUCCCGCGCCGCCAGAAUGACCGAUGCGCUGUUGCCCGCGGCCCCCCAGCCGCUGGAGAAGGAGAACGACGGCUACUUUCGGAAGGGCUGUAAUCCCCUUGCACAAACCGGCCGGAGUAAAUUGCAGAACCAAAGAGCUGCUUUGAAUCAGCAGAUCCUGAAAGCUGUGCGGAUGAGGACCGGAGCGGAAAACCUUCUGAAAGUGGCCACGAACCCAAAGGUGCGGGAACAAGUGCGGCUGGAGCUGAGCUUCGUCAACUCAGACCUGCAGAUGCUCAAGGAAGAGCUGGAGGGGCUGAACAUCUCGGUGGGCGUCUAUCAGAACACAGAGGAGGCAUUUACAAUUCCCCUGAUUCCUCUUGGCCUGAAGGAAACGAAAGACGUCGACUUUUCAGUUGUCCUCAAGGAUUUUAUCCUGGAACAUUACAGUGAAGAUGGCUAUUUAUAUGAAGAUGAAAUUGCAGAUCUUAUGGAUCUGAGACAAGCUUGUCGGACGCCCAGCCGGGAUGAGGCCGGGGUGGAACUGCUGAUGACAUACUUCAUCCAACUGGGCUUUGUCGAGAGUCGAUUCUUCCCACCCACGCGGCAGAUGGGACUCCUGUUCACCUGGUAUGACUCCCUCACUGGGGUUCCGGUCAGCCAGCAGAACCUGCUGCUGGAGAAGGCCAGUGUCCUGUUCAACACUGGGGCCCUCUACACCCAGAUUGGGACCCGGUGCGAUCGGCAGACGCAGGCUGGGCUGGAGAGUGCCAUAGACGCCUUUCAGAGAGCUGCGGGGGUUUUAAACUACCUGAAAGAGACAUUUACCCAUACUCCAAGUUACGACAUGAGCCCUGCCAUGCUCAGCGUGCUCGUCAAAAUGAUGCUUGCCCAAGCCCAAGAAAGCGUGUUUGAGAAAAUCAGCCUUCCCGGGAUCCGAAAUGAAUUCUUCAUGCUGGUGAAGGUGGCUCAGGAGGCUGCCAAGGUGGGAGAGGUCUACCAGCAGCUGCACGCAGCCAUGAGCCAGGUGCCAGUGAAAGAGAACAUCCCCUACUCCUGGGCCAGCUUGGCUUGCGUGAAGGGCCACCACUAUGCAGCCCUGGCCCACUACUUCACUGCCAUCCUCCUCAUCGACCACCAGGUGAAGCCAGGCACGGAUCUGGACCACCAGGAGAAGUGCCUGUCCCAGCUCUACGACUACAUGCCAGAGGGGCUGACACCCUUGGCCACACUGAAGAACGAUCAGCAGCGCCGACAGCUGGGGAAGUCCCACCUGCGCAGAGCCAUGACUCAUCACGAGGAGUCGGUGAGGGAGGCCAGCCUGUGCAAGAAGCUGCGGAGCAUUGAGGUGCUACAGAAGGUGCUGUGUGCGGCACAGGAACGCUCCCGGCUCACGUACGCCCAGCACCAGGAGGACGAUGACCUGCUGAACCUGAUCGACGCCCCCAGUGUUGUUGCUAAAACUGAGCAAGAGGUUGACAUCAUAUUGCCCCAGUUCUCCAAGCUGACAGUCACAGACUUCUUCCAGAAGCUGGGCCCCUUAUCUGUGUUUUCGGCUAACAAGCGGUGGACGCCUCCUCGAAGUAUCCACUUCACUGCAGAAGAAGGGGACUUAGGGUUCACCUUGAGAGGGAACGCCCCCGUUCAGGUUCACUUCCUGGAUCCUUACUGCUCUGCCUCGGUGGCAGGAGCCCGGGAAGGAGAUUAUAUUGUCUCCAUUCAACUUGUGGAUUGUAAGUGGCUGACGGUGAGUGAGGUCAUGAAGCUGCUGAAGAGCUUUGGCGAGGACGAGAUCGAGAUGAAAGUCGUGAGCCUCCUGGACUCCACAUCAUCCAUGCAUAAUAAGAGUGCCACAUACUCUGUGGGAAUGCAGAAAACGUACUCCAUGAUCUGCUUAGCCAUUGAUGAUGAUGACAAAACUGAUAAAACCAAGAAAAUCUCCAAGAAGCUUUCCUUCCUGAGCUGGGGCACCAACAAGAACAGACAGAAGUCAGCCAGCACCUUGUGCCUCCCGUCGGUCGGGGUUGCACGGCCUCAGGUCAAGAAGAAGCUGCCCUCCCCUUUCAGCCUUCUCAACUCAGACAGUUCUUUGUACUAAUGUGAGGAAACCAACACGUUCAGGCCCUGAACAUUUCCAGUGCUGACUCGGCCUUAAAUGUUUGUGCCAUGAUGGAAAAUAUCUAUCUAGUCUCAAAUCCUGUUUUUCUCAUUGUAUAAACUCACAUUUGAUGUGUUUUUAUGAAGGAAAGUAACCAAGAAACCUCUAGAAAUUAGUGAAAAAAGAACUUUUUUGAGGCGUGUCACUAUACUGCUGUAAGUUAUUUAUUAUAUAAAGUAUUGUAAAUAGAAUAGUGUUGAAGAUAUGACAUACAGCUAUUUUUAAUGGUGACAGUUAUGACUUCCAGUCACUAUUAAAUUGGGGUUACCUAUA
Molecule: messenger RNA, 2450 nt
Organism: Rhinopithecus roxellana (golden snub-nosed monkey)
Lineage: Eukaryota; Metazoa; Chordata; Mammalia; Primates; Cercopithecidae
Gene: RHPN2
Product: rhophilin Rho GTPase binding protein 2
Exons: 15
Coding region: 57-2117 (686 amino acids)
Biological process (GO): negative regulation of stress fiber assembly; signal transduction
Molecular function (GO): protein binding
Source: RefSeq, a predicted model, not a curated record